Molecule: messenger RNA, 1155 nt
Organism: Capsella rubella
Lineage: Eukaryota; Viridiplantae; Streptophyta; Magnoliopsida; Brassicales; Brassicaceae
Product: PHD finger protein ALFIN-LIKE 4
Exons: 5
Coding region: 114-893 (259 amino acids)
Biological process (GO): regulation of DNA-templated transcription
Cellular component (GO): nucleus
Molecular function (GO): histone binding; transcription coregulator activity; transcription cis-regulatory region binding
Source: RefSeq, a predicted model, not a curated record
CUUUCACAAACACAUCCUUCUCUCUCUAAAAAAAAACACUUCUCAGCGCCGGUCAAAUACUUGUCUCUCUCACUCUUUGUCUUGUCUCCUCUCUCGACGCUGUUCUGUAAGAGAUGGACGCAGGUGGUGCCGCGUACAACCCACGCACCGUUGAAGAGGUGUACAGAGAUUUUAAAGGUCGUAGAGCUGGCAUGAUUAAAGCUCUAACCACUGAUGUUCAAGAGUUUUACCGACUUUGUGAUCCUGAAAAGGAGAACCUGUGCCUGUAUGGGCAUCCUAAUGAGAACUGGGAGGUGAAUUUGCCAGCUGAAGAGGUUCCUCCUGAGCUCCCUGAGCCUGUCCUUGGUAUCAACUUUGCCAGAGACGGGAUGGCGGAAAAGGAUUGGUUGUCUCUUGUUGCUGUCCACAGUGAUGCUUGGCUUCUUGCUGUUGCUUUCUUUUUUGGAGCCAGGUUUGGAUUUGACAAGCCUGAUAGGAAGAGGCUUUUCAAUUUGGUGAAUGACCUCCCUACAAUUUUCGAGGUCGUGACUGGCACUGAGAAGAAACAGGGGAAGGAUAAGUCUUCUGUUUCCAACAACAGCAGCAACAGAUCCAAAUCAAAAUCAAACUCCAAGCGAGGAUCUGACUCCCGUGCCAAGUUCUCGAAGCCAGAGCCCAAAGAAGAAGAGGAAGAGGAAGAUGUGGAAGAUGAAGAAGAUGAGGAUGAGGAUGAGCAAGGAGAAACACAGUGUGGGGCAUGUGGUGAGAGCUAUGCAGCUGAUGAGUUCUGGAUCUGCUGUGACCUCUGUGAGAUGUGGUUUCAUGGGAAGUGUGUGAAGAUAACCCCAGCAAGGGCUGAGCACAUCAAGCAAUACAAGUGCCCAUCUUGUAGCAACAAGAGGGCUCGUGCCUAAAUUCAUUUUUGUGGCCGCCACUCUGUGUAUCUGCUUUGCAUAUGAUGAACAGCUUAACUGUUUGGUUAGAUCAGAUUUUUCAUGUGAUUUGGUAAUCUUAGGCUCUUUCGCCGGCUUAGGAAGACAUUUUUAGUUUUUCAUUGUUACGUUUGGCGAUUGAGGAAUAACUCUUGGGUUUUAGGGUUUGGUCUUUGGUCUGUUUUAUGUUUGUUUAUUAACAUUCUUGAACCCCAAUCAAAGUAUUUGGUUAGGUGUUUUGUCA